AUUUAACAACUUCCCAUCCCAGAUGGCGCUGUAAAUCAAAACAGGUAGAAACAAAUAACAGAUCACAGAAAUGCCACUGUCAUUAUUCGGAAACAAGUUUUCUCCCAAGAAGACUCCUCCCAGGAGAGCCCAUUCUCUCUCCAACCUCCAUCUUGAUGCCACUCAGACUCGCGAGGAAUUCGGUCCCGAGGUCGGACCAGUCAAACUAAAACUAGGAGGAAGCGAGAUUCAGUUUGAAAAUGGAAUGUGGAUGGCAGAGAGUGGUCCAGGGGGAGCUAGUCAUAAAGAGGUCAUGAAACUGCGCAAACAAAACCAACUUCUGUCCGAGGAAAACAACCUCCUUAAAUUAAAAAUAGAUGUUCUCCUAGACAUGUUAGCAGAAGCUACAGCAGUGUCACAUUAUCAUGAGAAUGAAUUAAAGCAACUCAAAGGUCAAGUCAGUAGGAAGAAAUAGCCGGCCUGCUGCAGUGAAAUAUUUCCUGUGAUAAAACAUAGUCAUUGUAUGCAUGUACUCUCAUCAGCUCUUGUGUAAAUGUGUUGUACUGUGAUUGUGACUGGUGUACAUGUAUACAUCAACUUUUUAGAUUUGUUUUAUUUAUUAAUUAUCUCUGAAUUAUUUUAGCAUUUUACAGUUAAAAAUAGUUUACCAAUUGA
Saccostrea cuccullata (small rock oyster) is the source of this 654-nucleotide messenger RNA. RefSeq names its product protein chibby homolog 1-like. The record is from RefSeq and is a predicted model, not a curated record. NCBI's taxonomy places the organism in Eukaryota, Metazoa, Mollusca, Bivalvia, Ostreida, Ostreidae. The transcript is spliced from 4 exons. Bases 71 to 454 code for a protein of 127 amino acids.